AUGGCCGCCAUUGGCACUGAUGAUGCUGCCACAGUCUUGGAUCAGUUCUGUCAUGAUGUCGCGAACCUCCCGGCUGAGAUUGCACAUCUGUUGGAAGAAAUCCAAGCAAAAGAUCAACACAUUCAGGACUUGCGCGAUGUCAUAAAUUCACGCGACAAAUCAAUCCAGAAUUUCGUCAGAGCCCAAGGUGGACAUGUGAAGAACCCUAAGGAGGAAGGCCUCACUAAAGUCAUCAUGGCAAACUUUGAUAGCAUCGAGAUUCUGCAGGCUGAGAAGCUAGGAUUGAGUGAGAAGGCUAUGAGACUGCUCGACCGAAAUGUCAGAAGGUUUGACGUCAAGUUGCGCGAUCUCGUCAACAGUGAGCAGAUGCCUCCGGAUCCGACUUUACCGUCUCUUCUGCUACCUGAAGCCGGCAGUGUUGCUACAAGCAACACACCUUCGGCAGCCAUGGCCAUCAACUCGGCACAAUCGGGUGGUGCACCGAAUGUUGCUAAUGCAGCGAUUGCCCGCCUGCAUGCUGUCAACCAACGCACAUCAUCACCGUUGAAUGCGCAAAAUGCAUUACUCAAUCAAGCACAUCUCAACAGCCCUUCAGCAAGGUCACAACGGGAGGGCAGUGCGGACGCAUCGAAACGUCGUCGCCUGAACCCCUCCAUGUCAGGCACUGUACCAACCAUGUCGUCUUCCCUGAGACAAUCUUCGCUUGGCCCGACUUCUGGUACGCCGAAAGCUGGCACUCCUGUCCCCAACUCGAGUCGUGCUGGAUCUGCUCAACCUAAUAAGAAAGCACCACACAACAAAAAAAUUGCACCACAUCAAGCAUCGGCUCCAGGCUCUAACAGAAAACGUAUUCGAUCUGGCCAUGUGACAUCGAAGAAAGAUCGUAAGCGUCACCUCACAUCACCAACGCCUUCAUCGUCUCGAGGAAGUGUCAGCCCAACGCCGUCAACCUUGCCAGUGGGAAUUGAUGGUACGGUGGAACCGCGUUCUCGACUUCGAGGUACCCGUGCAGCCUCUGCUGCUUCCGAAGAAGAAGGCGAAGAUGCCGAACCUGAUGCUGAAGGAGAGGAAGACGAUACACAAGUCUACUGUGUCUGUCAACGUGUCUCAUUCGGCGAUAUGGUUGCCUGCGACAACGAUGACUGCCCACAUCAGUGGUUCCAUUGGGGUUGUGUCGACCUCAAAGCCGAACCUAAAGGCGAAUGGCUUUGCCCACAUUGUCGCGAACUUCCUCGCAGUAAGAUUGUGAAGACUUCAGACAAGUGA
Aureobasidium subglaciale EXF-2481 is the source of this 1266-nucleotide messenger RNA. RefSeq lists its product as uncharacterized. Gene Ontology annotation, biological process: regulation of DNA-templated transcription. The transcript is spliced from 3 exons. Lineage: Eukaryota; Fungi; Ascomycota; Dothideomycetes; Dothideales; Saccotheciaceae. The record is from RefSeq and is a predicted model, not a curated record. Bases 1 to 1266 code for a protein of 421 amino acids. Gene Ontology annotation, cellular component: Rpd3L complex; nucleus; Rpd3L-Expanded complex.